CUAUGGCCGCGGAUCGACACGGGUCGGCACGGGGCGCCCUGCAGGUGGUCUGUGCACUCGGAAUAUGCGUGUUCCUAGGCCCGGCGGCGGCGCGGGUCAGGGUGGGUGGCACUAGCGGGGCACCCAGUGACCGGAGUGGACCCGAUAACCGGAGUGGACUCGGCGACCGGAGUGGACCCGAUAACCGGAGUGGACUCGGCGACCGGAGUGGACCCGGUGACCGGAGUGGACUCGGCGACCGGAGUGGAUCCGGUGACCGGAGUGGACUCGGUGACCUGACCCGGCGUCUGUCGCGCAUGUCAAGAUCGGCGGAGGGCGUGGGCUUCACGCGGCCGCUGGAGGAAGGUCGAAUCAUGGCCGCGUCUGUUGGAGAGGCCGCCAUGUCCAGUGGCGCCACCACAACAAAGUCAAGCAGCCCAUCGCCCUUUUCUGGCCGUCCGGCGGCCUCUGGUGAACAUCUGGCGACCUCUGAUGACCCCAUGGUGACCUCCGGCGAUAGUCUAGCGGCCCCAGGGGACUGUCUGAGCGAUGUGUUCAUCAGCGUCAAGACGUCGGGCCAGUUCCACGCCACCCGUCUGCCUCCCAUCCUGGACACGUGGUUCAGCCGCGUCCCCACUCAGACGUGGUUUUUCACGGAUCAGGAAGAUCCGGAGCUGCGGCAAAGAACGGGAGGUCAGGUGAUCAACACCCACUGUCCGUCGUCACACGACCGAGACGCUCUCUGUUGCAAGAUGGCCGCCGAGUACGACGCCUUCAUGGCGUCCGGCAAAAAAUGGUUCUGCCACUUCGACGACGACAACUACGUCAACACGGACCAGCUGGCGCGCCUGCUGGGCGAAUACGACGCCCGCCACGACUGGUACCUGGGUAGAAACUCGGUCCACGUGCUGCUGCAGAUCAUGGACGACGACCGGCGAGGGGAGCGGAUCUCAUUCUGGUUCGGCACCGGCGGCGCAGGCUUCUGCUGGAGUCGCGCCCUGGCGCUGAAAAUGUCGCCGUUCGCCGGCGGAGGCCGCUUCAUGCGCGUCGCCGAGAAGAAUCGUCUCCCCGAUGACGUCACUGUUGGGUACAUCGUAGAACACCUGCUGAAGGUGCCGCUGACCGUGGUGGACCUAUUUCACUCCCACCUUGAGGAGAUGAAGUUCAUUCGUAGCGAGGAACUGGGCGAACAGAUAUCGCUCAGCUAUGCCAACGACGGGGACACGGAGAAUGUCAUCAACCUGGAGAUAUUUAACAAGCAGAAGGACCCAACACGGUUCUAUUCACUUCACUGCCUGCUUCAUCCAUCUACGUCAUUCUGUCCACGAUGACGUCACAUCAAGCUUAUUAUUUAGCAGUAAGGGCUUUCACUGCAGCAUAACAAUUUGUGCGGAGCUUGUCGAAGGGCAAAUAUGUAACAAACAUGUUGCCACGUGACGGUGCUGUCUGUGGUACGCUAUCCUCCCUUGCGCGACGCGGGGUGAGGUGUGACGGGAAAACGUGGUAUGCCGUGAUGACAUGACGGAGAAUGCCAUGCUUUCGAACUGGAUGUUGUCUGGUUUUACUUGUGUGCCAUGCGUUAAUAUAUGAUGAUCCCCUUAAAAUGUGCGGAGUUGAGAUUACUAUAGGCGUAACAGCGCUGUUCGCGCGGUGGCAGUAUGCAGUUUUGUCGCCGGCAAACGGCUGGUGCGCGCCUUGCCGCCGCAUCAGCCGGCAAUGCUGUCAAGCCAAGAAGGCGUCGGUGCUCUAACUGUUCCACCUACAUUUGGCUGCUAGAAACUCAGGUGACUUGAAACUUUACUUAGAACACGUGUGUGCUCGUAGGUGUCGCGUGUUUUUAGGGCCCGUAGCAAGUUGUGACGUAUCUGUAUGCUGAGGAUGUGUAACACCAAGGGCACGUGAGAAUUAAAACUGUGUUUUCGCUGUGCCGCAAAACUUAAUUUCACGAUGAGCGGACUGCCCAUGAUUCGGACAGUUCAUUCUAGCCGAACUUGGGCUUUGACUGGAUUUCACCCCAGAUUAGGAAGGCCCGAUCAACUCAACGAUGGUCGAAUAUGUUGUACAGUCGUCUUAAAUGCGCAUAUGGAAAAAGGUCAACUUUGUUUGUAUCGUAGCAUCACUCGCAGUACUGUUCACAGCAUAUUUAGGUAAUGUCACCGCCAUUCGUAAGCAUGUUAUAAGAAGUGGAACAAGCCACAUGUUUCUGUCUGAUCGUUGAUGCAUUUUAAUUCAGUUCAGUAGUGAUUCUUGUGUAGAAAGAUAUCAGCCCUUGUCGCUUCGGGAUAUCACCGCAAAGCCCAUACCUUAGCUUCGCAGGUAUUUAUGUUUGUUUGAUCUCGAA
Messenger RNA from Pollicipes pollicipes, 2320 nucleotides. Its product is annotated as beta-1,3-N-acetylglucosaminyltransferase radical fringe. Lineage: Eukaryota; Metazoa; Arthropoda; Thecostraca; Pollicipedomorpha; Pollicipedidae. Gene Ontology annotation, molecular function: glycosyltransferase activity. The transcript is spliced from 9 exons. The record is from RefSeq and is a predicted model, not a curated record. Bases 3 to 1310 code for a protein of 435 amino acids. Gene Ontology annotation, cellular component: membrane.